Molecule: messenger RNA, 854 nt
Organism: Cucumis melo (muskmelon)
Lineage: Eukaryota; Viridiplantae; Streptophyta; Magnoliopsida; Cucurbitales; Cucurbitaceae
Product: transcription factor MYB52
Exons: 2
Coding region: 100-732 (210 amino acids)
Biological process (GO): regulation of DNA-templated transcription
Cellular component (GO): nucleus
Molecular function (GO): RNA polymerase II cis-regulatory region sequence-specific DNA binding; DNA-binding transcription factor activity, RNA polymerase II-specific
Source: RefSeq, a predicted model, not a curated record
UCACAAUAUUUUCAUCUUUUCUUCGAUAAUAAACUUCCUUUUGUGAUCUCUCUUUUUCCUCUAUAGCUAGGGUUUCUUAGUGUUUUUUGGAUUUUGAGAAUGAUGAGAUCAAGAAGUAGUAGUAGCAGUGGCGGCAGUAGCGGCGGUGGCGGUGGAAGCAGCGGCGUCAGCUGCUACCGUGGCCACUGGCGACCGGCGGAGGACAAUAAACUCCGGCAGCUUGUUGAACAGUUUGGCCCUCAAAACUGGAAUUACAUUGCUGAACACUUUGAGGGCAGAUCUGGAAAAAGUUGUAGAUUGAGAUGGUACAAUCAAUUAGAUCCAAAUAUAAACAAGAACCCAUUUAGUGAAGAAGAAGAAGAGAGACUUCUAAUGUUUCAACAGCUUCAUGGGAACAAAUGGGCAUUGAUAGCAAGACAUUUCAAAGGAAGAACAGACAAUGCAGUAAAGAAUCAUUACCAUGUAAUAAUGGCUAGAAGAAGAAGAGAACGUUUCACAAUAUUCACUAAUCACAACAAAAAUAAUAACACUAUUCGACAUAGCUUACUAUCCUUUUCGAAGACGACCACGGCCGUCAAAUGGACUCCUCUGACAGCUGGGGCUCCGGUGCUGCUCGGAAAUGGUCGUGGAAAGUCGUCUUUGCCAGCCGUAGUGGCGUCGGGAUCCGGUGAGGGUGAGGAUCACAAGAGGAGGAUUCCAUUCAUAGACUUUCUUGGUAUGGGAAGCUCUUAGUUUAGCAAAGUUUGAAAUUCUUUUUUUUUUUUUUCUUUAUGGUGUGUGAGUUUCUUCUUGGUUGUCAAAUGUUUUGAUAUGUUAAGAGAAAUUAUGAAUUGCCAACUAUUGUAAGAGAGAAA